AUGAGCGACGUCAAGAAGAAGAAGAGCAAGAAGUCCAAGGGCGGUGAUGAACAAUAUGGCGCCGGCGCCGCCUCCGCAGCAGCAGCCCCUCAGGCGGCCACGGAGUACAUGAUCCGGCCGGAGACGACAAAACCGGCCCUCAACACGUCCCAGUGGCCGCUGCUGCUGCGCAACUACGACGACCUCGAGUGCAGGGCGGCGCACUACACGCCCCUCCCGAGCGGUUGCUCCCCGUUGAAGCGCGAGCUCAAGGAGUACAUCCGGUACGGCGUCAUCAACCUUGACAAACCCGCCAACCCAUCGUCUCACGAGGUGGUGGCGUGGAUCAAGCGAAUCCUCCGGGUGGACAAGACGGGCCACAGCGGAACGCUCGACCCCAAGGUUACCGGGUGCUUGAUCGUGUGCAUAGACCGAGCGACGAGGCUGGUGAAGGCGCAGCAGAGCGCGGGGAAGGAGUACGUGGGCCUCGCGAGGUUUCACAGUGCGGUGGACGGGAGCGCGGUAGAGGCGAGGAUGAAGGUGGAGAAGGCGGUGGGAUUGCUGACGGGUGCCCUCUUCCAACGGCCACCCUUGAUCUCCGCCGUUAAGAGGCAGCUCCGGAUCCGAACUAUCUACGACAGCAAGCUCAUCGAGUACGACAACGACCGUCAUCUAGGAAUUUUCUGGGUGAGCUGCCAGGCGGGGACCUACGUGCGAACGCUGUGCGUCCACCUGGGCCUCAUCGUCGGGACGGGGGGGCACAUGCAGGAGCUCCGGCGGGUGCGGUCGGGGGUGUUGUCGGAGGAGGGUAACCUGGUGACGAUGCACGACGUGCUGGACGCGCAGCACGUGUACGACACCAAGAAGGACGAGUCUUACCUCAGGAGGAUCAUCAUGCCGCUCGAGGUGUUGCUGCUGACGUACAAGAGAGUGGUGGUGAAGGACAGCGCCGUUAACGCGGUCUGCUACGGCGCCAAGCUCAUGAUCCCGGGGCUCCUGCGGUUCGCGGCCGACAUCGAGAUCAACACCGAGGUGGUGAUGGUAACGACAAAGGGGGAGGCGAUAGCGGUUGGCAUAGCGCAGAUGAUUUCUCCCGUCAUGGCAACGUGCGACCACGGCACGGUGGCGACGAUCAAGAGGGUCAUCAUGGAGAGGGACACCUACCCGAGGCGGUGGGGGCUGGGCCAUGUUGCCACGAAAAAGAAGGCCAUGGUCAAGAGCGGCCUUCUGGACAAGCACGGUCGCGAGAACGCCUCCACUCCCAAGGACUGGAAAACCUCGUACCACGACCUCACCCCCAAGGCGAUGAAGAAGGACGCGGGAGAGAGCGGCGACGCUGACGCUGGUGCCAGCGCAGGUGCUGCCCAGGAGGCCCCUGCUCCUGAUGCGGCCGAAGGAGAGGAGAAGAAGAAGAAGAAGAAAAAGAAGGACAAGGACAAGGACAAGCAGUCCAAGAAGCGUAGCGCGGAGGGGAGCGAUGAGGACGCGGCGGGUAGCCCGAGUUCCGAAAAGAAGAAGAAGAAGAAGAAGAAGAUCAAGACGGAGGCCGAGGCGGAGUAACCCUCUCUGCAGAAGAUUAGUUACCAACCUACAUUUGACUAUGCAGAAAUAGUUAUGCAACCUACAUCCCCCAUCGCAAUGCCCCCCGAUCGAUGUGAUGUUGUUGUUGUCGUCGUGAUUCAUUUGUUUGGUGUCGCGUUAGUAGUUACCUUCUUGAUUGUUGCGGUGGACUGGAGCAUUCGAGGGGGACCUGCUCAUUUUCCUUUCUUUCAUUCACCCUUUUGACCGGGGUCGAUCGUAUCCCGGUUAAGUUUUCUUUUUUCGAUUGGGUAAGAAAGAUGAUGGCGUGUUGCAAGUUGGAGGACUUCUCUGGAGUCCAUUUUUAUUUGAUUUCUAGAACGUUGUACCCCCUAUUUUUGGGAUAGGUGGCUUGUGACCACGGAAGGUUUGCGCGUCAGUUGGACCAGGACGGACAUUGGAAGGUACUUAGCGGAGAUGGAACGGUGUUUGAUCUGACGACAACAACAACUAGGAACGAGUACCAGGUAACUCUCCUGACAUUGUUCAUUCUUUUCUGGU
Ectocarpus siliculosus is the source of this 2058-nucleotide messenger RNA. The record is from the annotation of a GenBank genome assembly. Lineage: Eukaryota; Phaeophyceae; Ectocarpales; Ectocarpaceae.